This is a messenger RNA of Dictyostelium purpureum, 11538 nucleotides long. RefSeq lists its product as uncharacterized. Lineage: Eukaryota; Evosea; Eumycetozoa; Dictyosteliales; Dictyosteliaceae. The transcript has 5 exons. Gene Ontology annotation, cellular component: extrinsic component of membrane. Gene Ontology annotation, biological process: protein retention in Golgi apparatus; protein targeting to vacuole. The coding region runs from base 1 to 11538 and encodes 3845 amino acids. The record is from RefSeq and is a predicted model, not a curated record.
AUGUUUGAAACAUUAGUUUCAAAUUUACUUCAAAGAUAUUUAGGAGAAUACAUUCAAUCUUUAAAUACCGAAAAUUUAAACAUUAGUAUAUUAAAAGGAAAUGUUUCUUUAGAAAAUUUACAAUUAAAAAAAAGAGCGCUAGAGAAAUUUAAUUUACCAUUUACUAUUAAAGAGGGUUUCUUAGGGAAAUUAUCAUUAAAGAUUCCGUGGAAUAAUCUUAAAACCGAACCUGUUAUAGUUAUUAUUGAUAAUUUAUAUAUUACAGCGUCACCGAAAUCUGCAACUUCUUGGGAUAAAGAAGAUGAAGAGUUAUUAUUUCAAAAAAAAAUAAAAAAGUUAAAAAUUUAUGAAGCAUUAAAAGAAGAGAAAAGAAAAAAGAUAUUGGAGCAAAAGGAAAAGAGGGAAAAAAGAAAAAAAUUGUUGAAAGAAAAAAGACAACAAAAACAACAACAGAAAUUUGAAAAAAAAAAGCAACAACAAAGGCAAUUAAUCAAAAAUAGAAAUUUAAAAAAUAAUGAUGAUAAUAAUAAUAAUAAUAAUAAUAAUAAUAAUAAUAAUAAUAAUGAUAUUAAUAUUUUUAAAGAUGACAAUCAAAAUAAUGAAGAUAAUAGUAUAAACGAAAAUAAUACAGUAAACGAUAAAGAUAAUAAUGAAAAUAAUGAUAGUCAUUCAUCACCAACAACUUUGGAAGAUGGUUCAACUUAUUCAAUUAAUAGGGAAGAAAGUGAAGGUGGUUCAAAUACUGAUGAAACAAAUUUAGAUGAAGAAGAAGAUGAUGAAGAUUAUGAUGAUGAUGAUGACGAAGAUUAUGAAGAAUAUGACGAAGAAGAAGAAGAAGAAGAAGAGGAAUAUGAUGAACAAUUAAUUCAAGAUGAAAUUUAUAAAGGUGUUUUAAAAGAUUCAUUUGAUGAAAAUGAAAAUCAAUCAAGUUCAUCAUUUGCCGAUAAAUUAAGAAAUAAAAUUGUAGAUAAUUUACAAAUAAUGAUUUAUAAUGUCCAUGUCCGUUUUGAAGAUUCAAUUACAAAUCCAUUAUCUCCUUAUUGUUUUGGUAUUACUUUGGAACACCUUUUAGCCCAGUCCUCAAAUGAAGAAUGGAAACCAACUUUUAUUCAUAUUUCACAGUCAUUGGUUCACAAACUAAUCAAUUUACAAAACCUUUCAGUUUAUUGGGAUCCCCAUUCAAGCGAUCCAAAUUUAAAUUAUAAAAAUAUAAGUGAUUUUAAAACUAUAAUGACUCAGUUAAUACCCAAAAAAUCAAUUGAUCAAUCAAAAAAUCCAAACCAUAAUUAUUUAUUACACCCAGUUUGUGGUUCUUUAAAGUUAUUAAUUAAUAAAUCAUUAAUACCAAAUAAAUUUAUUCCACUGUAUACAGCAAAUUUUGAAUUUGAUGAAAUUAAUUUAGAAAUUGAAUCAAGGCAAUAUUCUGGCAUUUUGGCAUUGGUAGAAUGGUUUUCAAUGUUGAAGAGGGGUGAAAAAUAUAGAAAGUUUAAGCCCAAGGAAUGUGGUGGUAUUUUAAAAACUGCAAAAGAUCGUUGGUCAUUCGCGUUAGAAUGUAUAAGAAAUGAAGUUAGAGAAAAGUUACUUAAGUGGUCACCAAAGUAUUUUGAAAAGAGAAGAAAGGAUAGACUAGAUUAUAUUCAUCUGUAUAAAUUAAAAAAGAGAAAAAAGAAUAUUACUGAUUCAAAUAAUAUUAGAAUUGAUCAAUUAGAAAGAGAUUAUAGCUUUGAAGAUUUGGUUUAUUUUAGAUCUCUUGCUGAUGCCCAAAUUAAAGCUGAGGAUUCAGUAAGAUCAAAUCCAAAUACUCCAUUAUUAUUAUCACCAAAAUCAACAAGUGUAUAUAAUAACCAAUUAGAAAAUAAAAAUGAUGAUAAUAAUAGUAAUAAUAAUAUUAAUAAUAAUAAUAAUAAUAAUAAUGAUAAUAAUAAUAAUAGUGAAACAACAAAAAAAAUAGAAAUUAUUGAUAGUUCAAGUAAUAGUAAUAAUAAAAUAAACCCUAGUUCCAAAAAUGUAAAUAUAGGUAAUAAUAGUAAUGGAAAUAAUAGUAAUGGUGGUUGGUUUAGAUGGUUAUGGGGUGGUAGUAAGAAAAAUGAAGAGGGCACAACUGAUCAAGAGUCUAUUUUAAGUACUUUGGACUUAACUGAACAACAAAAGAGGGAACUUUAUUCAACUAUCGAAUAUGAUGAGCAUCAAGUUUCAAAAAAUAUAGUAUAUCCAAAAGAUUAUGUCAAAACAAGAAUCAACUUUACAAUGAACCGAGGUUCAGUUGCAUUUAGACUUAAACCACCAACUUCACCAAUAACUCAUUUUCCUGAUAGUAGUAAAUCAAAACCAAAAUCCGCAGAUUUGGUUAUAGAAUUGGUUAAUAUGUCAAUUAGUUUAGAUAAAUUUGUAGAAUCAUUAUAUGUUCAAACUAUAUUGGAAACUAUAUUUGUUAGAGAUUAUUUUACAGAUAAUACACAAUUCCCAAUUUUAAUGAAACCAAUUUUAAAUAGUUAUUCAAAUAAUAUUAAUAAUAAUAAUAAUAAAAAUUAUUUAUCAAUUAAUUCAUCCCCAAUAUUAAAAAAUAAUAAAAUUAAAAAUAACAGUGGAAAUAAUAAUAGUGAUAACAGUUGUUACAAAGAUAAUAAUGAAAAUAACGAAAGUGGGGAAUUAUCAUCAGACGAAGAGGCCACAAAGCAACCAUUGUUUUCAAUGACAUUACAACAGAAUCCAUUAACUUCCGAAUCAGAUUUUUCGGUAUUUAUCGAAGCAUUACCAUUAGAAAUUAUAUAUAAUAAAUCAAUGAUGGAUUCAAUUUUAGAGUUUUUUGGUAAUGCUCCUUCAGAUACUUUAAAGGAUAUUGAAGAAGCAGCUCGAAAUCAAAUUAAAAUUUUUAAAGAUAAAACAACUCUUAGAAUUCAGUAUGAACUACAAAAUCAUAAAUCUGUAGAUUUAGAUAUCAAUAUUAAUGCUCCUCAUGUUUUAAUACCCGAAAAUUUUACAAAUCCAUCAUCACCAAUUUUAGUAUUGGAUUUAGGUUCAUUCUCUCUUCAAAGAGUAAUUACUCAUAAAACUUCAGAUACAAUGCCAGAAGAAAUUGAAGCCUCUUCAAUCUUAAGAAACGAUUUAUCAUUAUAUAAUAGUAAUAUAAAUAAUGAAAAUAAUAUAGAUUAUAAUGAUAAUAAUAAUAAUAAUAAUAAUAAUAAUAAUAAUAAUAAUAAUAAUUAUCAAGAAUCUUCAGCAUCAUCACCAUCUUUCAGUCAAUCACAACCAAUUAAAAAUAGUCAUGGUAGUAGUGAUGGUAAUGUUUAUGAUGAUGAAAAUGUUACAAAAUAUUUAUAUGAUUUAUUUGAACUUAAAUUGGGAAAUAUUCAAUUUUAUUUAGUUUCAGGGGGGGAAUUAAUUCAAUUGGUCGAAAAAUUUGAUAUUAAUUUUAAAAUAUUCAAGUGUAUAAUAAAAUCUCAAACUUUAUUAUCAAAAUUAAAAUUAUUUGGUGAUUUACCAUCUUUAAAUAUUUUAUUAUCACAAAAAUCAAUAGAAAUAAUGAUUAGAAUUAUUGGAACUUUACAAAAUGAUCCACCUGAAAUUUCAAAUCAUUUAAUUUCAUCAGAAAAUUUAAUGGAUAAUCAACAAAUUAAUGAUCAAAAUAAUAUUAAUAAAAAUGAAGAAAAUGAAGAUUUAAUUAUUGAUAUUGAUAACCGAUCAAAUUCAACAUCCUCAGUUUCAAAUACUGCAACCCUAUUAGAGGGCACUGAUGAAAAUUCAAAUAUUAUAAAUAGUUCAACAUUAAUAGAUUCAAUGGAAUUGGAGAAUCCUCAAGAUCAGUUACCAAUUUUAAUGAUUUUUCACACAAUUUUUGAAGUUACAUUUUCAAUUCCAACAGUCUCUUUAGAAGUCAGAGAGGACCUACAUAAUAAGCCAUUUGUCAAAUUAAUUUUAUCAGAUAUUAGUGCUCAAGUUUUAAAACGUACUUUUGAUACAACAGUCCAUUUGUCUUUAAAGAAAUUAUAUAUAGAAGAUCUCUAUCAAGAUUUUAAAAAUGAAAACUUUAGAUACCUAGCCAAAUCUCUAAACGAAUAUAUACCACAUCAAGACCAAGAUCUCAGUUGUAGUGAAAUUGCCGAGGAGGAACAUCUUAUUAAUAUUAGUAUUUUGUCAGUUCAAAGAAAUUCACCACAAUACAUUGGCGUAUCCCAAAAAAUUGAUGUAUUUUUUAAUACACUCUUUGUAAAUCUUAACAAAAAAUUGGUAAUCAAAAUCAUUAAUAUGAUAGAGUUGGUUGAAAAAACUAUCAUCGAUACUGUAAUCCAAAGAAGAGAAAAGAGAAAUCUGAAAAAACAACAACAUGAUCAUGAAAAUGAUAUUAUAAUCGAACACCAACAAGAACAAGAACAGGAACAACAACAACAUAAUGAAGAGCAAGAAUUUAAAAAAGAAAAUAUAGAACAAAAAGAACAAAAUAAUCAACAAUCAAAACAAAAAUUUAAAACCAAUUCAAAGAGGAAAAAGAAGGAAGAAGAUAACCCAAUGGUCAAUAUUACUAUAAAAAUGAAAUCAUUAAUUGUAAAUUUAAAUGAGGAUGACCAGUCUUAUUUUAUGUUCCAAGUUAGUGACCUAUCCAUCUAUUUUGACAUUGAUCUAGAAUCAUCAAUGAUGCGAUUUAAAUUGGGAAAUUUAGAAAUAUCAGAUAUUUCAAAGGAUGCAUCAAAAGAUUUAAACCCAUUGUUUGGUACCGAUGGUGAACAUAUUAUAGAGUUUUAUGUUUUAACAUAUAAGAAUAUAAAACUACCCCAAUUCAAAGAAAAUAAUGAAGAAAAAGAAAAUGAUAAUGAAGAAAAAGAAAGUGAUAAUGAAGAAAAAGGAAAGGAAGAGGAAGAAAAUGAUUUUCAGUACGAUAAAAAUGGUGAAGUUAUUAACUUUAAUUCAAAAAUAAGUGUUAGAAUGACUUCAGUUAAAUUAAUUGUUAUAGUUUCACUUAUAGAAAAAAUAAUAGAUUAUUUUGAUGAAAUUAUAACAAGUCAAAUUGAUCAUAUAAUAACUGAAAGUGCAAAAGGUGCUGUGGAAAUUAUGUCAAAUAGACGUAUAGCCCAACAAAAGAGAAUUCUUUUUGAAAUCGAUGUUGAUACUCCACGAAUUAUUUUCCCAAAGAAUCAUAUAUCUCCCUAUGUAAUUAUAGCAGAUUUAGGUCAUAUUUCAAUUUUCAAUCAGUAUAAUAUCAAUGCCUUAUCACCAUCAGAACAAAUUUUCAUUUAUGCAUCUUCGAUAAACUUUCAUUCCUGCAAAUUUUUGAAUGGCAAAGUUUUGGAUAGUACAAUUGAGGCCAUCUCAAAUAAAAUCAAUAUCCACGUAAAUAUUGAAUCAUUCAUUAAAGUUUCAGAACAAAGCGAAUCUAAACAAAAAGUUGAUGGGGAAAUAUCACCAAUUCAUUUAAAAAUUUCAGAUCAACAAUAUACAUUAAUUAUUGCAAUCAUUAAAUCUUUAAUAGAGCCAAAUAUUAAACAAAAGAAAAGAAAGAAGAGAAACCACAGACGUAUGGAAAGUCAAAUUAAAUUAGAUAAUCUUUAUCAAAGUUUUAUCAAUGUUGCACAAUCGAAUCAAACUCAUGGUAUUGAUAUGAAUCAUAGUAAUUUAAUUUCAUCUUUACCAAUUCCAACACCAUUACCAGUAAAUACACCACUCUCUGCACCCCUAUCUAAUAAUGGCUCAACAACUGAUAUCAAGGACCAAAUUUCAUUUCAUUUACCUCAUGUUUCAUUAGAGUUCUUUAGAAAGAAUAAAGAGUCUGUAGUAUCAUUAGAAGUUAUAGAAUUUGCAUGUUCAAUUAUCGAAUAUGAAAAUGGUAAUGAAUAUUCAAACUUUUCAGUUGGAUCCAUUGACUUGACUGAUACUAGAAAAUCAAUUGUUAAUCACUUCCGUAAACUCAUUCACCAUCAAAACUCACCAAAUAAAAAUGAUAAUUCUGGCACCAAAAAAGAACUUCAGGUUUAUGUUUGUGACAAAAGAAAUGGUGAUACAGAGGUCAAAGUUUUAUUAGAUAGUUUCAGAGGUAUAAUAGUUCCAGAAUCAUUGGUUUCAAUGAUUGAUUUCAUCAUGCCUGGUAUCAAAGCUUUAUCAUCUCUAUCAGAAAUUUCACCAAUAUCUUCACCAGUUUUAGACUCUGAUGCUAUUAACAAUAAUCCACUGUUCAACCAAGAUCCAACAAAGUCAAUUCCUGUUAAAAAUAUUCUUGAACAAAAGAAUAAGAGGUCAAUGGGACAAACUACAUUGGUUCAUAUUGAAACUACAAAUGUCGAACUAUCGCUUGUUGAUAAUCCAGCAUCUCAUGAAAGUAGAUUAUUAACACUCAAAGGUUCUGUUUUAGGAAAAAUAAAUAUUCAAGUAUGUGAACCAUUAACAUAUAAAGAUUUCCAAAUAUCUGUUGAAAAUUUAGAACUAUAUAAAUGUAGAGCAAAUAAUUUUGAACAAACUGCAGAAUCAAUUAUUGAUCCAUUUACAAUCACAGCUUCAAUUUCAUUAGUAGAGGGAAAAGAAUAUUUACCAAUUGAUAUUUUAAUUGGUGUUAAUCCAAUUCACUUAUCAAUAUCUUAUCAAGACUUUUUAUUAUUUUUAUCAAUUUCAAAUCAUUUAAAUAUUUUAAUUAAUAAUUUAAAUAGAUUAUUGAAUAAUCAACAAAUUAAUAAUAAAAAUAAUCAACAACAAAAUAAUAACAAUAAUAAUAAUAAUAACAAAGAAAAAAAAGAAAUUUUAAGAAUUAAUUUUCAAUCUCCUUCAAUUGAAUUAACAAUUAUUAAUGAUGAUGAUAACAAAUAUUUUGGAGUAUUAAAUUUUAAAUUCAAUAAUAUUUCAGUUGAAGUGUCACAAAAUCGUAUUAUGGUUGGUUUAUUUUUGUCAUCAAACUAUUUUAAUAUUUCAAAAUCAGUUUGGGAACCAGUUAUUGAAGAAUGGGGUUGUAAACUUGCUAUAGAAACAUCAAACACACCAGUUAGUGAAAUUGGUAAUAUAGUUUUAACAACAAAUCAAAAUUUAAAUUUAAAUAUUACAAAAUCAUUAUUUGAUACAAUUAUUUCAUCAUAUCCAGUUUUUAUAUCAGCUUUAACAAAUUCUAAUCAGGAAAAUUUAGAUUCUACAGUUAUUUUGGGAUAUAAUAAUAAUUUAUCACAACACUAUAAAUCUCAAAAUUAUCAUCCUUUCCUUUUAAAAAACCAUACUGGUUUAGAAAUUCAAUAUUCAGUAAUUAAAUUAUCAAAUGAACUUUAUAAAAAUAAAAAUAAUAAUAAUAAUAAUAAUAAUAAUAAUAAUGAAAAAAAUAAUUUUAAAGUUUUAAAUAAUUUAAUUUUAGAAAAUGGCAAUGAAGUUUAUUUAGACCUUAGAGAUAUUAGUUUAUCAAGUAAAAAUGAAAAAGAUAGAUUUAAAACAAUUAAUAAUACUCAAAAACACCGUGAUACAACUUCAAUUUCAUUAUUUAGAGUUAAUAUUACAGUCAAAGGUUUUGAAACAAUUACAAAUUUACCAAUUCAUAAAACUGGUAUUUAUAUUUGUAAUCUUAUACCAAAGCAAAAUCAUAAUAAUCAUAGCAAUACCAACAUUUCAUCAACCACUUCAAAUUAUGAAUUAAUUACACCAGAAAAGCAAUACCAACAAUUAGUAUUUGAAAUAAAAGUAUCCAAAUCAAGUAAAAUUCUCAUCGUUAGAUCAAAUGUUUUAAUCGUAAAUGACACUGAUCACGCUAUUGAAUUUUUAGAUAGACCAUCUCAUACAUUCAAAAGUUCACCCUAUAUUUUGGAACCAAAUCAAUCAAAACCAAUGUCUCUAUGCAAGGAUCAAUCAUCACCAUCAAUGAUUUUAAGUUUUAGACCAUUACUAGAUAGUCAUCAAAAUCAUCAACAGAGAUGGACCUCACCUCUAGAUUGCUCAGAUAGCUUUUUACAUCCAGGUACCUUAUUAUUUGAUUGUCCCCCAAAUAAAUUUUACUUUUUAAAAAUUGAUCAACAUCUUUCAAAUUAUCAAUUUGAAGAACCAACAAACUCCUCUCAACAACAACAACAACAACAACAACAACAACAACAACAACAACAACAACAACAACAACAACAACAAAAUCAACAUCAACAAUAUCAUCAUAUUAAUAAAAGACAAUAUUAUGAAUAUAAAGUUGAAAAUUCAUUUGAGGAAAGAAGAUCAAAUCAUAUUAUUAAAAUUGUUGCACCAUUGGUUAUAAUAAAUUAUUUUAUUGUACCAAUUGAUGUUUCAUUUUAUGAUCAAGAAUCAAACAAUAUUGUUGGUAAAGAAAAAAUUGAAAGUGGUAAAAGAAAAGAUAUUUAUUGUGCCAAUAUUGAAAAGGUUAUAAUGAUAAAGGUUCAUAUGGAAGGAUAUGGAUGGAGUGAAUAUAUUCAAAUUAAUCAAUCUUCACCAAAUAAUAUCAAUAGACAACCAAGAAAAAUCCUUUCAACUUCAAAUGGUAAACCAUUCUAUUUAAAUGUACAUCAAAAUGAAUUUUUUGGAUCUAUUCAAGUUUCUCUUUACUCUUCAUUUUCAAUUAUAAACAAUACUGGUUUAUCAAUACAAUAUAAAUUAAAUAAUAUUAAUGUUGUUGGUAAUAAUAAACUAUCAACGACUACAACAUCAACAACAACUACAAAAACAUCAUUUUCAAAGACACCAAUUAUUUCAGAUAAUAAUGAAAAAAAUGAAAAAAAUUUAGAAACUAUAAGUAUUUAUACAGAUCCAAGAAAUUGGUAUAGUAAUAAUAAUGUUGUUUGUUCAAUGUUUUCACCAAUAUCGGCACAUUCAAUUACUACUCAACAAUUAUUGCUUCAAGUGGAUAAUUCAAACUGGUCAUCCCCAAUUUCUAUACAACUUAACAAAUUUGAACCAAUAACUAUUGUCAAAGAGCAUAGACAUUCUGAAAAACUUUUUUUACAAUUUUUAUUAUACACUCAAAUCGAAUCUGGAUCUUUGACAAAAACUAUAACAAUUUCACCUCAGUUUAUUUUAAUUAACAAUAUUUCAAACAAUCUCUAUUAUUCUCAAAAAGACUCUAGUCUUUAUAAAAAAUUUUUUAUUAAACCAAAAGAAACUCUACCAUUCCAUUUCUUAGAGGAACAACUACCAAAGAAAAUAACUUUUAGGUUAUCAGAAAAAAUUGAAUGGUCUGGAUCAUUCAACAUAAAUAAAACAAUUUCAUUCAAUAUUCAAUUAGAGAAACCCCAAGACGAUAAUGACCAAUCAAGUAGCUCAAGUGAUAGCGAUAGUGAUUUAUCAAGUAGUAGCAGUAACAGUAACAGUAGUGAUAAUGAAGAUGAUGAUGAUGAUGAUGAUAUCACAGCAGAUAAUGACGAAGAUUUCUAUCUACCAAUGAUACAAAUUUUACAAGAGAAAGGAAUUUAUUAUGUUAUAAUCAAUCCAGAAACUAAAGAUUACCCACCAUAUAUUAUUCAAAAUCUAAUCUCGUUACCAAUUUCCAUUCAUCAAGUUGAUACAAAUGAUCAACCAAUUUUUGUUUAUUCAAAUCACUCAAAAAGAUAUACAUGGUCCAAUCCAAUGGGUACAAAGAGAUUAUCUAUUACUAUUCCAAAUACAAAUUAUAAAAAGAUUGUUUCAUUAGAUAAAUUACAAUAUCAUCAACCUUUUCCUGUUAAAUAUCAAUCUAGUAGUUCAAAAAUUAAAGAUUUAAAUAUUAAAUUAGAAAUUUUAGCCAAUGGACCAACAAAUAUAUUACGUAUGAUUGAUUUAAAUGAUAUAAAAUCUAUAAAUAGAAAAGAAAAAUUAACAAAUAAUAAUCAAACUCAACAACAAGAACAACAAGAACAACAAGAACAACAACAAGAAGAAAAAGAACAAAAAAUAAUUUAUAAUAAUCAAACACAAAAACAACAACAGCAACAACAAGAACAAAAAAAUUUAUCAAAUAAAAUCAAAUUAAAUAAUUUUGAAUUUUAUAUUGGUGGAAUUAGUGUUUCUGUAAUCGAUUCAAUACCAAAAGAAUUAUUAUUUAUAACAUUAAAAGGUUUACAAGUUAGAUUUAAAGAAAUUAAUACUGAACAAAAUAUAAAUAUUUCAAUUCAUUCCUUUAAGGUAGAUAAUCAAUUAUAUCACACUCCCUAUCCAGUCAUGAUUUCAUCUUUUAAUUCAAAUACCACCUCACCAACCAGUCAUAGUUUAAUAGUUAAUUUUAUUAGAUCAAGUCAGUAUCAACCAAAAGAACUCCAUCAAAUUGGUAUUGAAUAUAUUAAAGAAUUAAGAUUUGAUAUCCAACCUUUCGAAGUGCAAAUUGACGAAGCAUUACUUUUCCAUUUAGUUUCAUUCAUUAAUAAUGUUAAAUGUUCCUUUAAUAAUUCUUCAAUUCCAUUAACAAAACAAGAAAAAAAAGAUGAUCAAAAUUUAAUUAUUGAUAAAAUUAAAUUGCCAUAUUCCAAUAUUCCUCUACCAAUCACUAUAAACUCAAAGAGAUUAUAUAUAGAGUUCCUUUAUCUUCCUCAAGUAGAUAUUAAACUUAGUUAUCGCUCAUCACCACACAACAGACCAAUGAUUGGUCCAUGGGCUUCUUCUGCUUUUUCUGCUCUAGCAAAUAUUGACAAUGCCUCAUUACAUUUAGAAAGCUGGAAACUCGAACAUCAGUUUGUUACUGCCAAUGGAUUGGGCCUAUCAUUGUUUUAUCAUUAUAAAUGGAAGGUUUCAAAAAUACUCUUAUAUUCUGGGUUUUUAGGUGCACCAUUAUCCUUGGCUGAAAAUAUUACAAGGGGUAUUAAUGACCUAAUUAACGAAUCAUCUGCUGGCUUUACUAAUCCUGAAGACUUUACAAAAGGUGUUUACAAAGGUACAAAAUCAUUAGUCAGUAACUCUUUAUUUGGUAUCUUUAACUCUGCUAGCAAAUUUACAAAUACAAUUGGUACAGCUAUUGCUCCAUUCUCUAUGGAUGAAAACUAUCUACAACAAAGAGAUAAUUCCUAUAGACAUAGUCAACAACCAAAACAUGUUUUAGAUGGAGUAUCAAAUGGCAUCGAAAAAUUUUCUGAAGGUAUUGCGCACGGUUUAUCAGGUUUAGUAAACCAACCAGUCAAAGAAUUUCAAGAUCAAGGCUUUACUGGUUUAGUUAAAGGUUUAGGAAAAGGUUUACUAGGUACAUUUGUUAAACCAACUGUUGGGGCUAUAGAUAUGAUAAACUCAGCAUCACAAGGAUUAAGAAAUGUUUAUUCUGACCCAUCAGCGUGUAAAUCUCGUUCAAGACCACCAAGAUUUAUUGGUUCUGAUGGUGUCAUUAAAUCAUUUUCGUUUGAAAAAUCAUUUUGGCAAGAACUAAUUAAAGUAUCAAUUAAACCUUCGUUGUUAUCUUCAAAAGAAUUCUAUAUAACUCAUUUUAAGGUAUAUGAUGAUAAAAAAGUUCCAUCCUAUUUAGUUAUAUCUACAAUUAAUUUCUAUUUAUUUAAUUCAAAAUUUAAUUUAUCAUUAAUGAUUAAAUUAUGGGAUUCAAACGGUAAAUCAAUUUCAUAUAGCCUAUUGAAUUCAAUUCAAAAUACAAUUAGUUCAAUUAAAAUGGAUCAAACUUAUUUUAUUUCAUAA